Molecule: messenger RNA, 1974 nt
Organism: Caenorhabditis remanei
Lineage: Eukaryota; Metazoa; Nematoda; Chromadorea; Rhabditida; Rhabditidae
Exons: 6
Coding region: 1-1974 (657 amino acids)
Biological process (GO): protein refolding; endoplasmic reticulum unfolded protein response; cellular response to unfolded protein
Cellular component (GO): membrane; cytoplasm; nucleus
Molecular function (GO): ATP hydrolysis activity; heat shock protein binding; ATP binding
Source: RefSeq, a predicted model, not a curated record
AUGAAAGUUUUCUCGUUCAUUUUGUUUGCCUUCGUGGCAAGUGUUUUCUGUGAAGAAGAGGUAGCAGCCGACAAGGAGAAGUUGGGAACGAUUAUUGGCAUCGAUCUCGGAACCACCUACUCGUGCGUCGGAGUUUUCAAGAACGGACGAGUUGAAAUCAUCGCCAACGACCAAGGAAACAGAAUCACCCCUUCAUACGUGGCUUUCUCUGGAGAGCAAGGAGAGCGACUCAUUGGAGACGCCGCUAAGAACCAGCUCACCAUCAAUCCAGAGAACACAAUUUUUGACGCCAAGCGUUUGAUUGGACGAUUCUACAACGACAAAACUGUCCAAGAUGACAUCAAGCAUUGGCCAUUCAAGAUUGUUGAUAAGUCGAACAAGCCAACAGUUGAAGUCAAAGUUGGAUCCGAAUCGAAACAAUUCACUCCAGAAGAAGUUUCCGCUAUGGUUCUCACCAAGAUGAAGCAAAUCGCUGAGUCUUAUCUCGGACACGAAGUGAAAAAUGCUGUUGUCACAGUCCCGGCAUACUUCAAUGAUGCUCAGAGACAAGCUACCAAAGAUGCUGGAACCAUUGCAGGACUCAACGUUGUCAGAAUCAUCAAUGAGCCGACAGCUGCCGCAAUUGCCUAUGGGUUAGAUAAGAAAGAAGGAGAACGCAAUAUUCUCGUCUUCGACUUGGGAGGUGGAACUUUUGACGUGUCCCUUCUCACCAUCGACAACGGUGUUUUCGAAGUUCUUGCCACCAAUGGAGAUACCCACUUGGGAGGAGAAGACUUCGAUCAACGAGUCAUGGAGUACUUCAUCAAGCUCUACAAGAAGAAGUCUGGAAAAGAUCUUCGCAAGGACAAUCGCGCUGUUCAGAAACUCCGCCGUGAAGUGGAGAAGGCUAAGAGAGCCCUCUCGACACAGCAUCAAACCAAGAUCGAGAUUGAAUCGCUCUAUGACGGUGAAGACUUCUCGGAGACACUCACUCGUGCCAAGUUCGAGGAACUCAAUAUGGAUCUUUUCCGUGCCACCUUGAAACCGGUCCAAAAGGUACUCGAAGAUGCCGACAUGAAGAAGACGGAUGUCCACGAAAUUGUUUUGGUUGGAGGAUCCACAAGAAUUCCAAAGGUUCAGCAACUCAUCAAAGACUUCUUCAAUGGAAAAGAACCAUCUCGCGGUAUCAAUCCGGAUGAGGCCGUUGCUUACGGAGCUGCCGUUCAAGGAGGAGUUAUCGGAGGAGUUGAGAACACAGGAGACGUCGUCCUUCUUGAUGUCAACCCACUCACGAUGGGAAUCGAGACAGUUGGAGGAGUGAUGACCAAGCUCAUUUCCAGAAACACAGUCAUCCCAACAAAGAAGAGUCAAGUGUUCUCUACUGCCUCCGAUAGCCAAAGCGCCGUCUCCAUCGUAAUUUACGAGGGAGAACGACCAAUGGUUAAGGAUAACCACAAGCUCGGAAACUUCGACCUCACCGGAAUUCCUCCAGCUCCACGUGGUGUUCCCCAAAUCGAAGUCACCUUCGAAAUUGAUGUCAAUGGAAUCCUCCACGUCAGCGCCGAAGACAAAGGAACCGGAAACAAGAACAAGAUCACCAUCACCAACGAUCACAAUCGUUUGAGUCCGGAAGAUAUCGAGCGUAUGAUCAACGACGCCGAUAAGUUUGCCGCUGACGAUCAAGCAAUCAAGGAGAAGGUUGAAUCUAGAAACGAACUGGAGUCAUACGCCUACCAGAUGAAAUCUCAAAUUGGAGACAAUGAGAAGCUCGGAGGAAAGCUUUCGGAUGAAGACAAGGUCUCCAUUGAAUCUGCUGUUGAAAGAGCUAUCGAAUGGCUCGGAAACAACCAGGACGCUUCCACCGAGGAGAAUAAGGAACAAAAGAAGGAGCUCGAAUCGGUUGUCCAGCCAAUCAUCUCCAAGCUUUACUCGGCUGGAGGUGAAGGAGGAGAACAAGCUGCUGAAGAGCCAGCGGAGGAUCACGAUGAGUUAUAA